Molecule: messenger RNA, 1405 nt
Organism: Perkinsus marinus ATCC 50983
Lineage: Eukaryota; Perkinsozoa; Perkinsida; Perkinsidae
Exons: 9
Coding region: 14-1405 (463 amino acids)
Source: RefSeq, a predicted model, not a curated record
AGUUCAGUUUAUCAUGGUAGGUGACCAUCGUCAUGGUCCCUCGGUACUGGGCCCGAAGGGGUUCCGGAAUCGGCUUAUUGGUGGUAUAUUCCUCUGUAUCAUACUAUGGUACUUCUAUCUCGCGAUGAUAGCCCUUCCCGGACGAGAAGGAAUUGGGAGCCGCUCUCCAGUCGUGCCUGAUAACUCGGGUCAAUCUGGAGAUGGAAGACCCCAAGCAUUGAGUUCAAUUGGGCAGGAUAUGCGGAUAGAUGGCGAUAGAGUAGCUCUAGAGGUCUACCAAACAGAUAAGGGUAUGAGAGCUAGAGCUAUCUUUGAUACGGUUGAGGGGAAGAAGGACACUGUGGACAUGGGCUCGCUCUUCUACAUAGAGGCACCUGAUGGAUGUGAGGUCUACCCGGAGGUAUGCAAAAUAAGGCCUUCACUUGAUGAUGAAGUGCUUACCUUGGAGGGCCGGGGUUGGGCUCAUGACAAACUCCGACUGGACUUCCAAUGCACUUGUGGGAAGGGUGGGGAACCCUUUACCGUGCGUUGGGCAGGCAUGGUGACUAUGAAAGAUUCACCAAAGAAUCUUGUUACCACACCAAUUGCAAGAGUAGCUGUUCGAGUGGUAUCCAAAACCCCGCUAGAGAUGCGUUCGUUGCUUUUGUUGGACAUACCGUUGGAUCGGGGUAAGGUCCCAGAGGAUGAACCGUAUAAGGCAGGAGUGGUCGAUGGUAGCCCGGUUAUCAUCCCAGAAAGAUCCCUAUACUGUGGGCUGGAGCAUCCUCGUGCGAAGAACGUCUUCGAGGAGAAGUCGCGGCGUGCUGCAGGAUUCAUACGGCAUCCAAUAACCGACUUUGGGUAUUCAGCUGCUGUAGGGAAGUUCGAUCCCUUGCAAGGGUCAGUGUCGCUAUUUAAAACGUUCUCAAACUAUAUAGAGAUGAUAAGAGCUGCUCCGUUUCACUCCUGGCUCCACUACAACACAUGGUAUGACCUCCGAUAUAAACCAUGCAUUGAUGCUGAGGUGGGUGGUCACGAUCCGUACUGUGAAUAUUCUAAGAAGUUUACGGAGGAUAACGUCAAUGAACGGAUAAAUGCCAUUGCCACUGCUCUUGAGGGGGAGGGGGUGCAUCUUGAUGGAGUAUUACUUGAUGAUGGAUGGGAUGAUUGGGACACUCUAUGGGGCGUUAAUAAGAAAGCCUUCCCUAGUGGAGAUCUCAGUGCGGUAGCUAAGAAGGCACAAGAAGAACAUAAUGUCAAACUCGGUGUUUGGAUGUCACCUUUCGGUGGGUAUCAAGAGGCAUCCCGACGUCGCCUGAUACAUGGUAUGAAGAUGGGUUAUGAAGUGGAUAUGGAAAGGAGGACAUUCACUUUAGCUGGCAAGAAGUAUUCCAAGGUCAGCUCCUGGGAGGCUGCUUCCAUCUAG